AUGGGGAGCAGUGGCGAUGCUAUAAAUGCAGCAUCAAACGAAGCGUCCAUGUUCGCCUUCUAUCGAUAUGACCCCAGUAUGGCCGGCGCCGUAAUCUUCACUGUCCUGUUCACGAUAACGACAUUAUGGCACGCGGUGCAGCUGUUCCGAACUCGAACUUGGUUUUUUAUCCCAUUCCUGGUGGGCGGUAUAUUUGAAAUCAUCGGCUACAUUGGACGCGCCCUGUCGAGUCAUGAGAGUCCAAACUGGACCCUUGGUCCUUACUUGAUCCAAACUUUGUUUCUUCUUCUUGCGCCUGCUCUCCUAGCUGCCUCUGUUUACAUGCUCCUCGGACGCAUUAUCUUGAUUCUGCGAGCAGAGUCCCAUGCAAUCCUGAGUAAAAAAUGGUUGACCAAGAUCUUUGUGACGGGAGACGUUCUUUCAUUCUUUCUACAAGGUGCCGGUGAGUCAACCUUAGCACACUUCUCCCCAGCUCAGCCUACGCAUGUAACAACUGGCGCAAGUACUAAACCCCAUCCAGGAGGCGGCAUCCAGAGCAGCGGCAGCCUAGACAACAUGAAGCUGGGCGAAAGGAUUAUCGUGGCGGGACUCUUCGUCCAGAUAUUCUUUUUCGGCUUCUUUAUAGUCACAGCGGGUAGCUUUCAUUUGAAGCUGAGAAAAUAUCCGAUCCCACGAUGCCACGAUCCGUCGAUUCCGUGGAGGAAGCAUCUGAACAUCCUGUACGCGACCAGCUUCUUGAUCAUGGUGCGGUCGGUGUUCCGCUUGGUGGAGUAUCUUCAGGGCAACGAUGGGUAUCUUUUGCAUCAUGAGAUAUUUCUCUAUAUCUUUGAUGCUGUAUUGAUCUUCGUUGCUAUGCUUCUUUUUAACAUCUUUCAUCCUAGUGAAUUGGCGCAUCUGCUGAGGGAGGCACACGAGUACGAGCUGCAGAGUACAUAUGAUAAAUAUGAGGUGUAA
This is a messenger RNA of Aspergillus nomiae NRRL 13137, 954 nucleotides long. Its product is annotated as RTA1 domain-containing protein. The record is from RefSeq and is a predicted model, not a curated record. Bases 1 to 954 code for a protein of 317 amino acids. The transcript has 2 exons. Gene Ontology annotation, cellular component: membrane. Lineage: Eukaryota; Fungi; Ascomycota; Eurotiomycetes; Eurotiales; Aspergillaceae.